Molecule: messenger RNA, 1977 nt
Organism: Dovyalis caffra
Lineage: Eukaryota; Viridiplantae; Streptophyta; Magnoliopsida; Malpighiales; Salicaceae
Source: the annotation of a GenBank genome assembly
AUGCUGGAUAUCCUUAUGGUUUGUCAACGUGUGAUUGUUGUCGAGAAUGUUAUGGAUUGGUUGUUGGACGAAAGAGAUUUCUUUUGCAAUCUCAAAAGAAGAAAUGAUAUGCGUUCUAUCUUAUUCCAGAUCACCUCCAAGAUCGCUUCCCUGUCAAGAUCAGGGUACAUUACACAUGCCCGCAAACUGUUCGAUGAAAUGCCAAAGAGAGAUACAGUUGCUUGGAAUUCAAUGCUUACUGGUUAUUCUCGAUUGGGUCUUCACCAAGAAACCUUCUCUCUCUUCCGCCAAAUGAGAACCAGCAACAUCAAGCCUGAUCACUUCACAUUCACUGCAACUUUAAAUGCAUGUGCAGCUUCGAGUUCGCUAAGAAAUGGAACUAAAAUUCACGCUUUAGUUAUUGUUUUGGGGUAUCAAUCUUCUCUUCCGGUUAAUAACUCGCUUAUUGACAUGUAUGGGAAGUGUUUGAGUCCGUUCAGUGCCAAUAAAAUUUUUCAAGAAACUAAUGAUUCUAAUGAAGUUACUUGGGGUUCGCUUUUGUUUGCCUAUACGAACUCUGGUCAGUUUGAUGCCGCAACUUCUGUGUUUGAAAUGAUGCCUAAAAAGGUUGAUGUUGCUUGGAAUAUAAUGAUUUCUGGUCUUGGUCAGUAUGGCAAAAUUGAGUUAUGUUUGGAUAUGUUCAAAGAGAUGAGAGAGAGUUUCUGUGAGCCUGACCAAUGGACUUAUAGUGCCCUCAUAAGUGCUUGCACUGAGUCAUUACAAUUGGAAUAUGGAUUUAUGAUGCAUGCUGUUGUUAUUAAGGUUGGUUGGAGCUCAGCAGCGGAGGCAAAGAAUUCAAUUCUAAGCUUUUAUGCUAAACUUGGUUCCGUGAAUGAUGCUAUGAGGGUGUUUGAAUCCUUGGGAACACUGACGCAGGUGUCUUGGAAUGCCAUUAUUGAUGCUUUUAUGAAAGCAGGAGAUACCAGUGAAGCAUUUCUCACAUUUCAGCGCAUGCCUGAUAAGAAUGUUGUCUCGUGGACAUCUAUGAUUACAGGGUAUGCAAGAAACGGGUAUGGAGAAGAAGCACUUAGCUUUUUUGUUGGAAUGAUGAGGAACUGCUUGCUUCCUGAUGAUUUUACAUUUGGAGCUGUCCUUCAAGCAUGCUCAAGUUUGGCAUUACUAGGGCAUGGGAGAAUGGUUCAUGGAUGUGUAAUUCACCAUGGUUUCCAUGCCCGUGUGUAUAUUGGCAAUGGUUUAGUUAACAUGUAUGCUAAGUGUGGAGAUUUAGAUGGGUCUAACCUCGCAUUCAAUGAUAUUUAUGAGAAAGAUUUGGUCUCUUUCAAUGCCAUGUUGUUUGCAUAUGGGUUGCAUGGAAAGGCCAUUCAAGCUCUACGGCUGUAUGAAGAUAUGGUAGCAUCUGGGACAAAGCCAGAUAAAGUGACUUUCAUUGGCCUGUUUCUGACUUGUAGCCACUCGGGGCUAAUAGAUAAAGGUCGUGAGUUUUUUGAAUCAAUGAGGUUAGUUCAUGGACUGUCCUUGGACAUGGAUCACGUGGCAUGCAUGGUGGAUAUGCUUGGCCGAGGUGGCUAUGUAGCCGAAGCAAAAGAGUUGGCUAUUAAGCAUUCAAAAACAGGUGAUGUUAAGACCAGCUAUUGUGAAGCUCUGCUGGGAGCAUCUUCUGCACAUAGUGAAGUCGAAAUUGGGAAAGAUGUGGGGAAAGCUUUGAAGGAUUUAGAACCUCAUAAAGAGAUAAGUUAUGUGUUGCAGUCGAAUUUGUAUUGCACUAGUGGGCGAUGGAAGGAAGCAGAGAUGGUUAGAAAGGCAAUGGUAGAUGAGGGGUUGAAGAAAAUGCCUGGUUGUAGUUGGAUUGAAGUGAGAAAUAAGGUAGCAGCAUUUGUAGCAGGACAUUCACAACCAUGUAUGGAAGAGUUGUAUACAUUAUUACAUUUCCUUGAAUUAGAAAUGAGACAUCCAUGUUUUAUUGGUUUCGAAAAUUGA